UCAGGGUAGGCCAUGAAUUUUUACUACAUUGUGUAGAGGAUAUAGCAACUGUAUUUGCUAUGACUGGAAUUGUGUUGUAUUUUGUGUAUUAAUGCAUAAAAUCAAACGUUAUGUAGCAUAGCAAGAAAUGGUACGAGAAACAAGGUACCUUCUUGUUGGGAAUUUACCCGAGAAAACCACAGAAGAUGCAGUAGCAGAGCAUUUUAAGCGAUAUGGUAAAAUUCAGAGUGUUAAAUUGCAUGAAGGGUCCUCAGCAAUUGUUGCAUUUGGAGACAUUAAGUCGGCUUCCAAGGCUCAUGGUGCUGAAAAUAAAAUAGACGGAAAUGUUUUAUCCACGGAGUACAGUGAAGGGUCCGCUACCGGAAGUGCCGUAACAAGAACUGUCGAGCAAAGACCAGGCUACAGUAGACCAUAUAGCAGAAGCAAAGGGUCUGAAGAUGGUGAAUCGUUUGAUUCCUACUACAGCACCAAUAGAUACUCAGGAAGUUAUGGAGAUGAAAUAUAUAAUAGGGGCAGACCUAGAGAAAGAUUUUCUGGAAGAGGAACAUUCAAAUCCUAUGACACGAGGGGUGGAUUUCAUGGACGAGUGAAGUCAGUGGAUCAGUCAUCACAGGAUGGGUUUGAAAAGCCGAAGGUCCCUCAGUCUCCCGCCCAUUCCACAUCACACAGUGGCAGCCGACACAGUAGUAAAUACAAGAAGAAGAAGCAGGUGUCGCGAUCAGGCAGCCAGAGCAGCAGCAGUAGUAGUUCUAGUAACUCCACCUCCAGCAGUGCUUCACGGUCUAGCAGUAGAAGUUCUAGUCGAUGUAGUGCUUCUCGAGGCAAUGCUUUGCCAGCUGCGAUGAAGACCAGCUACCGGACGGAAUCCCAGGAGUCCAACAACAGUGACAAGACAGGAGCCAAUGAUGACGACAAGCGGCCCAGAGGAAUCAUCAUUCAUCAUCUGCCAAUGAGAUCCACAGAUACAAGUUUGAGAGAUGGACUGUUUCAUGAAUACAAGAAAUACGGGAAAGUCAAUGCCGUCCUGGUAGCAGGAGUGGGAGAUGACAGAUAUGCUGUUGUCAGUUUUAGAAAGCCUGAGGAUGCAAUCAAGGCAUUAUCAGCAUCACAGGAUAAAGUCUUCUUUGGGUCCAAAAUAAAAGUGGCACAGCAUGAGGGCAUAGAAGUGGAUGACAAUGAGUUCCGGCCUCCUGAGGCAGAGCUGGAUGAGCAUCAUCCCAAAGCCACGCGCACAUUGUUUGUCGGCAACUUGGAAAAAGAUAUAUCAAACCAGGAACUCAGAGAAAGGUUUCUUAAAUAUGGAGACAUACUCGACAUUGAUGUGAAGAGACAAGGGGCUGUAUCAGCAUAUGCCUUUGUGCAGUUCACUGACAUUCGUAGUGUGGUUAAAGUUCUUAGAGAGAUGGAAGGAGAGGUCUGGGGCUCCAUGAAACUCAAGCUGGGAUUUGGAAAAAGUAUGCCAACAAACUGUGUAUGGCUUGAUAACGUCGAUCAAACAGUCCAGGAAAACUUUUUGAGUCGACAGUUUGGCCGUUAUGGACAGGUUACUCAUGGAAUUAUUGACAGAAUUAAAGGAAAAGCUCUGGUCUACUUCACCAAUGCAGAACAAGCACAGUAUGCUCUGGUGGAGAUGAGGAACAGAAUACUGAAUAACAAGAAAAUCAUGAUUGACUUUGCCAGCAGAGACUGUCAGGCAGAAUUUUAUGAGCAGAUGGAGAAGAAUGGACAGCUGAAGGCUGGUCUCCGUCCCGAUGAGAGGAGGGGGUGGAUGUACAAUAGACAGACCGCAGAGGGACAGUGGGAAGCAAGUUAUGACAACAGACCUGCAAACUUCUUCAAAUUCAGUCCUGGGUUCAGAGGUCGAGGUUCAAGGACAGCGGGACGUGGAGGAAGUCGGGGAUACAAAGAGGAAUUCUCAGACGAGUACAGGAGAACAAGGUCAUAUGAAGACUAUAGAUAUCCAGGAGACUCAGAUGAUUUUGAGCAGGAUUUGAGAGCAUAUCAGAGAGAAAGGCAGCAUGGAAGCCAAAGCCCACCUCCCUACAUAGAAGAAGUGUAUGAAGACCCAGCAUACCGCAGAUCUAAGGAUUACUACAAGUACGCCGAAUCUUACAGAAGUGGAAGUCCACACAGUGACAGAGCAUUUGAAGGAUAUGAUUACGAUAAAAUUCGUUUGGAGGAGAAAUAUUACGGAAAGGAGAGAUAUGUGGUUCGUGAACGAAGUCCAGAAGUGGAGUAUAGUAGGAGAAGCUGGAGUCACUCACCAUCACGUGGAGCUCCCGGGCAGAUAAAGGAAAACGUGGGUCGUAACACUCCCCCUACACCAAUGGACGACGAAGCUCGAGACUUCUCACGGGACGUCAGCCCUAUGGAAGAGGGUCAGGCGAAAUUCGGUGAUUCAAAAAAUAAAAGACGUAGUGAGGACGACUUCAAUAUUAAUGAAGCCGAUAUAGCCGAGUUAACGGGUCGACCAAAGUUCCCAGGGAUGUAUCGUACAGAUAGUUCACCAUGGACCGAGGAUAAGUUUGAAAGAAAACGAUCGUAUGAUGAAACUUUUGGUCAAGAUUACAUGAAAUCUCCAAGGAAACUUGACAGACAAUUAAGUAACAAGUCAGCUUUGGAGAGAAUUGAAUUUUCAAAACGGGAUUUAUAUCAAAAGUUUCAAAUCAUUCAGUCACGAAUCACGGAAAAGUUGAAAGGUCGUAAUGAAAGCAGUCCAAGCUCGGCUAGUAGUGGGUCAGAACCGGGACAGGUCAACGAAAGUGAACUUUCAAAACUUCAGCAUGAAAAAUCUCUCUUACUAGAGAAAUUGAAACAAUUGGACAAGGAAUCUAGUACAAGUGAUAUAGAGGAGGCUUUUGAUAGUGACGAUCCAAGGAAAGCUCUAUCAAAGCGUGCUAGAAUGGAUCCAGUGGGACCUUGGGGAGAUUCAGUUCACCAUCUACAAACGGACUUAGGAGGUGUUUCAAACAUAAAAUCAUAUGACUAUAAAGGAUUAGAUUCAACUUCUAGUGUACGGAAACAACCAGACAAUUUACACGAGAAAGAAAGAAACAAAUCUUGUACAAGAUCAAGUAUUGAAGGAAGUGAUCAUGAAGAAUUUACUCCAGGAGUUUCUCCAAAAGAUGUUCAAAUUGGAUUACGUAAGAAGAGGAGAAAGGGUGAACAUUCGGAAGAGAGGCGUUUAUCGUUCAGAUCAAAGCACAGUGAAGAGGAAGAUCAUGUUAGUAGUGACAAUGAUGAAGUGAAAAACAGAUUCGAUCAAUUAUCAUCUAAUCCCGUCUUCAGAAGAUUGUCAAGUAAUCAUUCAUCGCCUCGCACUCCCCAUUUCUCUCAUGAAUCCUCAAAUGCAUUGCAUAAAUCACAUAAAGAGACUGAAGUACCAGGAAGUGAAGGACUCUCUAGUUCACAUUCUGAGGAAAUGAAACAUCAUAAAAAGACUGAAUCAUUCAACAAAUCUCAUGGCCAUAGAUCUAAACAUCGGCAUAAAGAUGAUCACCAACCCCCCAUCAUCCCCCUGGGUGAUGAUUUCCCCAACCCCGAGUUACUGGAUCCCAGGAAUCCAGACAGAAUACACAAGUCCCUGUCUCUACCUCUGCCAAAAUUUGCAGAAUUAGAUGCGAAUGUGAUGACUUCACCGGAUGUGAAUAUAUCCCCGGAUAAUUCUAAAAGUGAAUCCCCAAGGUUUUCUUCUCCAAGUAGUGGAAGUAAAAACACUUCAUCCCCACAAAGAUCACCUAGUGAAUCAGCCUCAACAAAUUCACAGGAAAAUCCUCCACAGGAAUAUAUUCCAGAGGAAAAUCCAUCAGACAUGAACAAUGAUGGUGCCCCAGUGGAACCUAUGGAAGCGAAAGGUGAAUUUGAUUCAGAUGGGAGUUCUGAUCACAGUGAUCAUAAUGACAAUUUUGAAUUGGAUAAAAUUUCACUGGAGGAGCGAAUUAGGAGGCUGGAUGAGAAACUGAAUGCAGUACCUUUACCUCAAAGUAGUACUAAACUGGCAAGUGAAAUGAGCUCUUUGUCAUCAAAUUCGACCGUAGUGUCAAAGUCAGAUACUCAGGUUUCAUCACUUUCACGGACAGCUUUGUACUCCAAGUUUAAAAUCAAUAAGAAAGAAGUGACCCAAGGAACGGGAACGGACAUAAAAACGGGAGAAAGCACAGACAUAGCCAAGAAAGUCACAUCACGAUUUAGUAUCAUAGACCAGGAUACAAAGCGAUUACAAGAUAAAAUUUAUGAGAACUACUCCCCAAAACCUACAUCAAAUUUAGAGGAUACCCAAACUUCUUUGUCACCUAUGACACCACUUCGCACAAAGGGAGCUGUGAAGGAAAUGCCAGCUCAGAUGCCGAAUCUCUCUACACUGCCAGGGUCAUUAGCUGGAAGGCUAGGAAAUGGAGCUGCUCCGUUUCCAACCCUGACAGUAACAACUACGACAUCUAAUAAUGGUAAACCUGAAGAUAUGAAUGCAUUAGAUGCUUCUUCAUUCAAUUCUGCACUUACACCAGCAAUACCAGAGAAGCAGUGGCCAACAGAGGGAUACUUAUCAUCAAAGUCACUCUUGAAGCCAUGGCAGAUGGAUUCUGCAUCAGUGCCAAAAAAUAGUGCCAGUGAUCAAAGUAAUGUAAAAGACUUCACUUUAGGAUACCUUUCUGAAGAAUCUGCACAGAGACCAUUAAUUACACCAGCAUUUAAAAAGCAAAUGAGUGAUAAUUUCUCCAGGACUGAUGAAAAAUCCUCUCCUAAGAUUUCUCCAAAAUUUCUCAGUAAAUCACCAUCACCAUCAAUUGAAAAGAAAACUGCUUCUCCAACUCAUGAAGUGUCUCUGUCUCCAAAAUCAGAUAGCAAAUUAUCACCAGAUAUCAGUGAUCAGAAGUCUAAUGUACCAUCAGAAAGUGUCCCGAGUGGCUCAGAUAUACCAAAAAUAGAGACUGAAAAGAACUCUGUGUGCAAUGAGGAGGUAAAAACAAGUUCUGACCUUACACAUGAUUCAUCUGGUAUUUCACCUCCCAAAAGUGAAGUAGAACCGAUGGAGGUGACAACAGAUAGCAAUUCCUCAGAGCUUAAAGAAGUUGAAGGGAAAAGAACUAGUGAAAGGGAUGAUGACACCAAGCCAAAAAGUACACCACCUGUUGUGUUAACAAAAGCAGAAGUGAAAGAUAUGUCUCCUUUAAAGUUAACAAAACAGAGUAGUGGCAGUAAAGAAAAGUCUUCAAGUUCUUCAAAAGAGCCUCAAAAGAAACAAAACCAAGAAUCUUUCGAGGAGAUUUUAGGUUUGAAUUCUCCAGUGGUGUUUGGAAAACGGAAAGCAGAAACUGAGGAAUUGAACAAAUCCCAAAAUGACAGAGACAAAAAAGAUGUAGUCAGAGAGCAAAAAUCUGAAUGCAAUGGUUCAGAUUCUGACUCGAAGGAGUUAGAGAAGUUACCACAGUCAAAGAAACCAAAAAUCUCUGAAACAGAAUCUCAGAGCUCGGACACUUCACCAGAAAAGAUAGACAAAUCUAACAGCAGUGCUAAAAGUAAAGACUCUCAAAAGAAAGAAAAGAGCAAGGACUCCAAAAAGAAAGAGAAAUGUGAGGGAGACUCGGUGAAAAAGGAUAAAAACAAUCACGAAAGGAAGGAUAAAGAUAAAGACGGAGGCCGAGACAAAGGGACCAAUUCAAGUUCUACCAAGUCACAGUCACUCUCCUCAAGUAGUAGCAGUAAGCCUGAAAGCACCAAGAAUGGAAAGACAGAUGAAAAAUUAAUAAAAUCUAGUAAGCCAGAGCAAAAGAAGUCAGAAAAAUCUUCAAAAGUGACAGGGUCUACCAAAUCGUUGGACGAAAAAUCCAAAGGCAGCGAGACAAGCUCUAAAUCUGAGGAUAAAAUCACUAAAUCUGAGGAUAAAAACGUGAAGUUAAACAAAGAGAAAAAUAAAGUUUCUUCUUCUGAACACAAAAAAGAUGGUGAAAAGGAUAAGAAAGCAUCUGAUCAUUCAGUACAUCGGAAAGACAGCAAAUCCAAUACAACAAAGUCAUCAAGUGAGAGCAAGUCCAAGGACAAAUUCAAAAACAGCAAGGAAAAAGUGAGUGUCAAGUCAAAAGAUUCAAGUAAAACGGACAAAAAUACAAAAGAAGGGACUAAUGACAAAAAUGGCAGCAAAGUCAAGAAAGAAGAAAAACAUACUGACAAAAAUGUGAAAUCAAGCGGUGAAAAAUCCAAUACUGAGAAACCCAAAGAAAGCUCAGAGGGAAAGGAAAAGAGUUCAAAUUCUAUUCCCACUGAGAAACAGGCAAAACCCAGCAAAACAACAGAUUCUGAGAACAAGGCGAAAAACUCAUCAAAUGUGGAAAACACUGAAAGAAACAAAGAAAAGUCUCCAAGUACUACUGCAGGAAGUGAAACUGUAACACCUACUGAUCAGCAGAAAGACAAAGUGAAAGUAAAACAUGAGAAAUCUGGAAAGUCAAAGCAUAAGGAUGAUACCAAGUCAAAGACGAAGGAGAAACACUUAAAUCUGGAAAAAUCUAAAGAUAAAGUGUCAAAAGAUGGGAAGAGUUCACAUAAAAAGGAGGAAAAUAGAACUGAGUCCAGGAAGGACAGCUCAGAGAAGAAAACUGAAGCCAAAACUGAACAAACUGAAUCAUCCAAGUCAAAUGGUUCUGGAUCAAAUGAGAAAAAUGAUGACAAGAAAUCAGAAAAUACAGAUGGAAAGAUGGAAACUAAAAAUCACCAAGCAGAUUCGAAUAAAAAGAAACCCCACGAGAGUGAGAAAAUUCACAAGGUGCACCGGGAUAAACCAAAGUCUAGCAGUUCUAGUGUUUCUGAUGAUAUAAUGAAAGGGGAAUCAAACAAGUACUCCAAGGAGAGUGAGAAAUCCAAACCCAGUAAAUCUCACAAUAAAAGUAAGGAUGGAGAAAAGUCAAUAAAAACCGAGAGCAAACUGAACAAAUCUGAGGGUGAAAAGAAAAAAUCUCCCAAAGUAAUCACAGAAAAGAAGAAGUCCAAUAAAGAAAACAAAUCUGAAAAAUCCGGGACAUCAAAGAAGAAAGAUAAAAAAGAGGAAACAGAAGAACAUACAUCCAGUGAGGCAGCAAAAAAGGCAGAUGAUGAUUUUGACUGGGAUGCUUGGCAAGAGCCCUAUGUUUCUAUGUAUGAUAAGGUGAAACGUAGAUCAACUAUCAAAGACAAAGAGAGAGAAAUGGAACAAAACAGACAAAAACAACUUGACAAACUGCAAGAACGUCGACAGAAGAAAUCAAAAAGUAAUUCCAUUCUGCAGAGUGAUGUCAGUUCCACCAACUACACAGAUUCUGACGAAAAGGAAAGUCCCAAAAAGCCUUUCAAUAAACGUAGAUCAAAAUCCAAAAAGAUCUACAGUUCAUCAGAUUCAGACUCCGAUUUUACAUCUAGUAUCUUUCCAUCAGAGAAAAAGCUCCAACCACAGAAACCCACUUUGGAUCUAUCCAAGAAGACAAAAAAGACACCAUUUUUGGAUAUAUACUCCUCAGAUUCGGAUGAAUCAACAGACAGCAGUUUUAGUGCUAUACCUGUGACCAAGAAGAAGGCAAAGCCUGUUAAAAGAGACACUAGCAUUGAGAGCGAUGAUAUGUUUCCUAUCAAAUCAAAGAACAGUAACAAAAAGGAGCAGCCAAAAAGUAAACCCAAAACGUCUUACAAAUCCACUUCUGAGAAGAAGAAAAGUAUAUGUAGUAUAUAUUCUAGCUCGGAUGAAUCGGACGACAGUGAUUCUGAUCUGGACUUUGGGAAGAAGUUUAACCGAGCCAAGGGAAAUAAUUUCAGAGCAGAAGAGAAGAAACCAUUGCAGAAGUCCAAUAAGAUUUAUUCCUCCUCAGACAGUGAGUCAGCUGAAGAGCCUGACAUCAUCCCUGCUCCUAAACCCAUCUCUCUACCAAGUAAAUCUCCAAAAGACAAGAAGAAAGGAAAGAAAAUUCUGGAUGAUGAGGUGAAGAAACACGUAAAUGACAGCAGAUUAACUGACAGGAAGACUUCAAGUGACAGAGAGACUUCUAAAAGCUCUGUUAUUUCCCAGACGGUCCAUGAAAAAGACAUUCGUGCUGACAGUUUGCUUGAUUCAAUGGAAAAGGUAGCAGAGAGAAACAAAAAAGAGAAACUGGCCAAGAAAAACAAGAAGAAGGAAAAGGAAAACAUCUUAGUUGGGGAGGGUAAACUGGAAAUAGGAAAGAAUUCUCAAUUUGGUUUGUUUGAGAAAAUGGAGACAUUUAUGAUGAGUGACACAAAGGAUAAGAGUUCAUCCAAAGAGCAGAAAGCUUCAACAGAAGAGGCUUUCAAAAAUAAGGUGAAAGAUUUGCAAUCGCCUUCAGCACAAGAUCAAGUUAAAAAGCAGAAGGACAAGAAAAAGAAGUCAGAAAGUCGGAAGGACAGGGACAUUAUUAAGAAGCAGCCAGCAUUGAUAUCACCCAUCAUGUCACCUGUUAACGAAUUCUCCAAUGGAAUCAACAUCAACGAUUGUAAAACGGAUGUCGGAAAUGUUAUUGUUGACGAGAUUCCCUUAGAAGAAAAUUCUGUUUUAAUGGAUCAUCCGUGCAGUAUGGAGAAUGACAAUGCAAGAAGUAUGUGGGACUCUAGCGAUGAAACUUUUGCUGAACAUCAGAGAAAUGAAAGUUUAGAGAAGGAGAAGAUGAGCAGUCUGUCAUCAGCAACAGAUGAUCUCCAGCCAAUGCCAGAGAAAGGCUCAUCUGAUGCUGAGGAUUCUAAGAGUAAGAAAAUGAAGAAGAAGAAAGUGGUGAAAGAUGGUGAAGUUCCCAGGAAAACCAAGAAGAUGGACAAAGAUGGUAGUAAACCAAAGAAGAAGAAGAACAAAAAUAAAACUUGUUCAGAGGUGGAUAAAACCAUCGAUGAUGUUUCAAAGGGUAAAGACAUUCUUCAGUCUUCUGGGACAGAAGAGCCAGAAAAUCAUAAAAUUGAGAACACCCACACUGAUCAUUCUGAUGUUGACUUGGACUUUAGUACACCAUUAUUUGGUAACUUUGUACCUGAGAAAAUAAAGCCUAACAGGCCGUCAGCAAAGGAAAGAGUAGGAGAUGAGGAUACUGUAGAAAACGAAGUGUCUGGUGAGGGUGAGAGAAUAACUGAACCCACAGAAUCUGAACUAGGUACAAAAACUGGUCUGCAAGAACCAUCUCCAAUGGAGAGAACAGCUGAAAAUACUGCAAACCUCAAAGAUGUAGAAAAUAAGACAUCAACGAAGAAGGACAGUAGUUUGGUACUCUCUCCUCCAUCACAUGUGACCUCUGACCUUUUGUCUCCAUUACAAGAUGCAGACAAGAGUCUUGGCAAAGAACUGAAUAACACUAAAUCAGCUGACAGUUUGUGGAAAGAAAUGAAGGCUUCUGCGGCCCUAAAUGUGUCCACAAGUAAACUUCCAGAAAGUAGCCCAUCUCAAAAGAAGAAGUCAUCAAAGAAUGAGCUGUCUGGCAGGUCGGAUAUCUUUGAUUUCAAUGAUGACGAAGAGGAAGUAUUUGAUAAAAUAAAGCCGCGUCACAAUGCUGAGAGGGACAACAGUCUGAAAUCCAAAACUUCAGAUUCAAACAAGACUCCAUUCAAGUGGGACAUUGGAGACAUCACCUCUAAAGAUACUAAGACUUCCUUUGAACCAAAGCAUACCAACAAAAUGGUCAAUCACAAGCAAGAGAGCUUGUUUGCAAGCUGGGCUAAAUCACUGGCUGAGAGUCAUGAGAAAGAUCAAAAUAUUAACAAAUCAGUAGAAAGUAUAAUGAAUAAAUUACCUAAGAAGCAUACCAGCAUUAAAAAGCAACCUAAGGCUCAGCAGAAGCACGAAAAAGCAGAGGCACACAAAGAUUCAACACCACAAGAAGUUGUUGCUGCUACAUCUCGUGACAAUGUUAGUUGUGAUAGUGAAGCAAUUGAGAAGGGUGUGAUUUGUAAAAAUUUGGAAGUAGACAAAUUUUUUGAGAAAGAAGAAAAAGAGAAUGUUGCCAAGAAAUUAGAAGAAGAGAACAAUAAAAUUGCAGAGACUUUGGAGGCUGUGUCAACAAUAGAACUGCUACACAACGAGGAAAAACGAGACAGAGAGAAUGAUAUGUUUGGAGAUGAAGGAAGCCUUGUUAUUGAUGAGACAAACCCAUGUCUGCCGGAGACCACUGAACAGCCAGCAGAAGAACAGGAACCUCCACAGGCCGACAGUGAAACAGCUCUGGCUAUUCAGUCUAUACUGGGGUUAGGAGAGGAGGACACUACUAGUAAACUCCACGAUUACUCUGAACCAGAGCCAGUGGUGGAAACUCCAGUAUCUUCUCAUCAGCCUGAAGAGAUUCCGGUCACACAAGAUUUGAUAGAAGAAUCGCACAGAGAUGAAGCUCAACUUGCCUCUUCUCUGAUUCAGGAACCUAUGCAAGAGCCAGUUAUUCAUCCUACCCCAGACUUUAGUCUUAAGAGUCCUGAACAUAUUCCUGCUCCUAAGCCUGUAGAGCAAAUACCUCCUAUAAAUGUUUCACUGCCUCCACAGAAAGAGAUUCAAACGAUGGCAGGUCUUCAUGAUCUCAAGCCAAAAACUCCAAGAGGAAAGAAACAGACAGAUAUAAGAGAUGCCCAGGCUCAGCAGAGGAGUUAUCAACAACUUGUUAUGGAAGACCCACUGCAGGAUAUGCAGAAUAAGGAUGAUUCUGAUGAUGGAGCUCUUCAUAUUGCCACUGAUCUGCCUCCUUUGCCUCAGAGAGAAGAGCAAGGCAGAAAAGUGCAUCAGCCAGUGGAACAUGUGGAACAAAUGCAAAAUAUGCAGCAACUGCAAAAUAUGCCUCAAGAAUUCGAAAUUCCAAGUGCAAAGAAAACCAAGACCAGAAGAAAGAAAUCAGGAAAAGGUAUUGAGGAGCCUAGUUCUUUACCAGUACCUGAUUUGAAAGCUAAUUCAGUGUUUGAACCUACUUACAAUCUACCAGUAUCAAUAAGACCUGAACAAGAAACGGAAGUGAACACUGGUCAGGAAGUGAGUGGUUUUGCUUCUCCACCUUUUGCUGGGGACAAAGUUCUGGACGAUAAGGAAAUAUCCAUGUCUGACUACACUGACUCGGAGAGGAAUGACGAUGGUGAUUUAGGAGGAGACGAACCAAAGAGACCACAAAGGGGAGCCAGCAGAAGAAAGAAUUACAAGAAAAUGUCUGGCAUUUCUCCCAGAAAUAAUUCGCCACGAUCAAGAACAUCACCUAGGUCACCAAGAAUUGCCUCACCCAAACAACUGUCACCUAAGUCAGAUAUUGCUACUCCUGUUGUGAAGAUUGAGCGACUGCCUAUGACAAACAAAAAUCUGAAACUCGAUGAAGAGCAAGCUCCUAAAGAAGUUCAGUUGCCUAUAACCCCUGUCAAAGAGACUGUUCCUGUGAAGGAUUCAGGUGUUCGACGUGGCAGGUCUGCUGGAACUGCUAUUGAGACACCACAGAAGACUUUGAAUGUUUACGAUUUUGAUGAAGUUGAACCUGAGGAACAGAAUGCCCCAAUACCAAAGAGACGCUCUUCAAGCAGGAAGAAGAAGAACAGUGAAGAAGGAUUUGAUGCUAAAGAUUCUGGCAAAGUUUUGAAAUCUGAAAUCAUGGAAACUGGCAUAAAAAUGACAAUCCGACCAACAGUAAGACCCAGCAAGGAUAUUCCUAAAGAGAAGGCACCUGAAUUGCAGAGACUGAAUGAGACAAGAGUGGCACCUAUCCAUGAAACUAUUCUGAAGGAACCAGUGCCCAAUCAUCCAGUAGAUGAGAAGAAGGCCAUGAAACCCAGGGACAUCAUGAGUGCAGAACACAGAGCAAGAGCCCAUUCAUUUGCUAAUGAACUUGUGAAGCCUCCUGCAGAGACUGAACAUUGCUUAGCAGUGGCUCCACAACCCACUACAGUUUCAACCAUGAGUAAUAUUGAUAGAAUAAUUGAUAAUGUGUCUAAAGGAAUCUUUGAUGCUGCUGAUGGUGGUGAAGUAAUUUCACCUCAACAACUCAACAAGUUCACCACACCUUUAACAGUGGACAUUGGAGCUUACGAAAGAAAGCGAACUGCAAGUCGAGGCAGUUUCACUGAGGAACUUUCUCUAAAGUCGCCAUCCAUGAAGUCCCCUUCAAUGAGAUCACCACAGUUAUCUGGAACGAGUCCGGCCUUCCAGUUACCCACAGGCCUAGUCAAGACCCCACCAAGUUCCAUCUCGGCAGUCAACCCAAUGUAUCAGAGCAAGAUCAAUGCCAUAAUGCCAAACACUAUGUAUCCCGGACACAUGGCAGAGCUACACAACAGAGAACAAGCAGCUCAUCAUUUGAUGCCAUCCACUCCAACAGCUACUUCUUCUCCCAUUUCUACUCAGUCUUCAGUCAUAGGGACAAUGGCAAACAAAAUGGACAUUCAUGUGACGAUGACAAUGCCGCACCUGACAAACAAUGCUGGUAGAGUUCCUGCACAUAUGUCAGGUACUCUUGGAAAACCAGUCAGUGCCCAAAAGGAGAUUGGCAUGAACUUGACUAAGAGUGCAUUUGAAUCGGCUCCUACCUCUGUGUUGAGUACAGUAUCCUCCUCCAGUAUUGGGAGAUCUGUGAUUGCCAGUGCCCACUCCCAGCUGGCUCAGAAUUCCACUGUGGUGGGAAUGAGGACACAACAACGGGCUCAACCAAACAAUGCUGCAGUUGAAAAUAGUCAGAGAAUGCAGCAUAUCUCUCCACAUUUGCCAAAUCAAAAUCCACAUGCUGAAGAGAAGCCUGGCAUGGUUGGAUCUGUGUCAGUUGGAGAGCGCCAACAACAGAGUGUGACAUCUGCUCCCACUUGUGUAGUACAUCCCAUAACAACAACUUCCCUCAGCAAACAACCACAUAACAUGCCUACCAUGAUACAGCCCCCGGGUGCAGGGGAGCGUUUCUUCACUGAUCCCAAGCUAAGAGAGGGUUUGACCAAAGAACAGUUACAACGUUUACCAUACCAUCAGAUAAUGCAGGAGAUGCAGCAGCACCAAGCUCAGAAAGCUAAUAAGACUUUACAGAAACAGCCAGACAUUGGUAAAGAGAGUCCUCAGAGACCCCCAAGUGCUCACAGCAACCAACAUAAACAGAUGCUGCCAGGGGAAGCACAUGUUAGAAUGGCUCAAGAGCAGGCAGCAUAUUUAGCCAUGCAUGACCAAAUACGUAACCAGAUUUUACACAAACAAGGAUUUUAUUGGCCGCAUCCACACCUUCCCCCGGCCAGUGUUAAAAGUGAUGAGAAGAAGCAGGAGGUGAAAACAACUUCUCCAAAAAUGCACCAACAAAGUAAUAUUAUAGCUGCUAGCUCACAGCAUCCCCAGAUCAAGUCCCCAGCCUUAGCUCAGACAGCUCCCAGCAUUCCUCAGAUGGGCCACCAGCCAGUCACAAAUACAAGUCUGGCCAACAUCAACAAGAAGACUGCUGACAAGAACGCUGCAAUGAGGUGGGCCAAUGAAAUGGUAAUAUCAGCUCAUGAGGGACCCAAAUCUAGACCUCCUUCUCAUGAACCACCAAGAGCCUCUCCUCGCGAGCAUUGGACUCAACCAAGUAACAUCCCACCCUCUCAGAUGGGCCUCAAACCCGCUCACCAACCCCCAGAGCAUAAUGCUCCUAUGUCACAGAAAGAGCAUAUCAAAAAGAAGAGAGCAGAGGAGCGCAAGCAGCAGGAGCUGGAAGAAAUGCAUUAUCAGAGACAGAGAGAGCUACAAUUCAUUGAGAAACAAAUCCAGAUGGAGCAGGCUAAUGCACUACACAAACCUAGCAGUUCUACGUCAAACCAGCCCACUGACAUGCGACAGACAGCCCACGUUCCUGGUCAGCAGAGGCCAGACGGACAGGUGGAUGGCAAGAACCUGAUAGAUCCCCGCUUUGUCCAACACCCAUUGUAUCCUGGGAUGCCGGACAUGCGAAGACCUUCCUCUCAAAAUCCAAGUGCAUUUACACCACCAAUAUCAGGAUCUGACAUUUCUCCUGCAAUCCCGGCGCACAAGAAUUAUGCAGAAAUCCAACAGCAGUUGUACCAGCAGCAUCCUCAUCUGUACAACGUCGCUUUGGACCCACAGUUUCACCUGCUGACUUCGGGUCUGCCGUCCCACUACCUGCCCCGCCCCGGGGGUCUGUCUAUCCAGGACCUGACGGACCCUGCUCAGUCUGGGAGAAGCAGGUCACCCCCUCGAGUUCAGAACGUCCCAGUCAGCAGCCAGACCUCAUCAAAACACAGAGAACAGGAAGAUCGUAUGGUGCCCAUGCAUGAAACACCGAUGCACAUGCAGCCCCGGGUCAUUCAGGAGGCCCCAGCACCAGGAGGGGAGGGCAGUCUACUCAGUCUUCUACAGCGUUAUCCUGUUAUGUGGCAAGGUGUGCUUGCCUUGAAGAAUGACCAGUGUGUGGUCCAGUUACAUAUGAUCAAUGGAUAUGAACAGUUGGUCAAGCUAUCUCUCCCCCAACAAGGUCCUGAUGGGUCAGUGCAGCCUCUUCGUAUCGCCCAGAGAAUGAGGCUGGAAGCCGCCCAGUUAGACGGGGUCAUCAAGCGCAUGAAGUUUGACAAUGACUACUGUAUGCUGUUGGCCCUACCCUGUGGGAGAGACCAUGAUCACAUCAUAGAGCAGACUAGAGCCAUGACCACAGGCUUUAUUCAGUAUCUACAACAGAAGCAAGCUGCUGGAAUCGUUAAUGUAGCUGAACCAGAGACACAGCAGCCUGCCUAUGUGGUCCAUAUCUUCCCUCCGUGUGACUUUUCUCGGAAUACAUUAGAGCGACUUGGAUUUGACUUGAUGCAGCCACUGAGGGAUUUAGCCCAUCUUCUUGUGAUUAUCACAACAGUGGCAUAGGAUAUGGAGAAUUUGAUGUGAAUGUUUACUAUAUGUGUACUAAAUAUGGAAUUAAUUAUGGAUUUAAUACUUUACAUACAACAGAAUCCAAAUUCAAUAGGUUGGAUAACUAGUGAUUUACAUUACAUGUGGAGUAUUGUUUGUGUACAACUAAGUUGACUAGUGUGACAUCUAUUUAGUGAAAUCACUGGCUUGGAAAUCAUACCUUUGUGUUUUAUAUAGGGCAUUUGUCUCAUUCUGUGAGAGAACUUGCAGUGAAUUGCACUUCUGUAGACUGAUGGUGCAUUCCCACUAAACUCUUGUGUUUAUUUGUGAUCCUUGAAAACAAAACUUUCUAUUAGUGCUGAAUUCUAAUGUAAUAUAUUUGUACAUACUGGAUAAAUAAUACGUAUAUAUCUUGCGACAACAUACACUCUUAAAGUAGUGGUGUUGUCCUUGUAUUUAUUUCUGGCUGCAUUGUAGCUUUGUAUUGACUAGUGCUGAUGUAAAUAGUUAUCUUGAUACCCCGUCCCUGUUAACCCAACUUGUCGAAGGUCACAAGGACAAGGUGCAAAUACGUAAGGAUCGGAAUUCGCUAUACUCAUGAAAUGUAACGGACUAUAGAAUUAAUUGCUUUUUUUGUAAAUUAAGACGUAAUAUACUUGUAAAAAAAAAUCAUGUACAUAGGAUGUAAAUAGCCUUGAUUGUAUUAACUUGUGUACUUGACAGUGUUACAAAUAGUUUUUAGGUGUUGAUGUAUACUUUUAGUGUCUGUGAUAUAAGUCAUUUGAUAUGAAUUCUUAGGUGGUAUAUUUUGUUAUCAGCUAUGAUGUGGAGUUCCACCAUCGGGUUCAGUGUUGACCUUUCAUCCUUGUUAACAGUGAGUGUGCCAGGCUAUGACAGAAUUGAGUGUUCAAUUUUUGUGUGAACAAGGUGUGAAUUUCUGUAGUUCUAAAAUUCCUCGGUUUUAGGACAUGAUUGUUUAGAUUACAAUUACAAAAAAUGGUCAAGUGAACAAAUCUUUAAUUAAACUCAACAAAAUAGCCAAUAAAAUAAACAUGCUAAAUGUGAUUGAAUGUAAAAAUGUUGUUUCACAUAUAAUUGAACAAGAUUAUGUACUUUAGAAUUUUUUGCAUUAAGUGUGACAUGUAUACAUGUAUAAGUUCAUCACCUUUGAGAUCUCAUUAAGGCAGCUAUUCAUCACAGAAUGACAUAUACAGAGUGAAUGGGAAAUCCCUGUCCUUAACACAGGGGAAAUAAGAGAUGAGUGUGUAUACGUGUGUGAGGUUACAUGUGCGUUUUGUAAUUUGUGCACGUGUAGGAAUUAACAAAAAAAUCUAGACAAUGCUGGUCAUUAAAUCUAUUAUAACGCAGUUACAGAUAUAUUUCUUUGACAAUUUAAGAAUGUGUAUUUAGUUUUUAAAAAUUUAACAUUUUUGGAGAAAUUUGGAAAAGAUAACAAGAUAUCCUUCAUUUAAAGAGAUUCAUUUUUUUUUUUUCAAUCACACAAAAUUGAUUUUUUUGGGGGAAUUUUUUUUCUUUGAACAGUUUGGUGCUAUCUUGUGAUACCUUGUUUGUUUCUCUGUAAGUUAAUAGCUGGGUGUUAGAAUUAUCUUCCAUGCAGAUCAGAAUUUUAUUUUUGUAAACCUGUGUUAGUUUUACAAUAUUACGUGGCUCAAUUGUAUAUAAGUCAUUGUCACUAAUUGUCAAACAUUUCAUCAGAGGACGCUUUAAGAGAAUAAAGUACAAGCCAAUGAAAUGAAAUAAA
Molecule: messenger RNA, 16535 nt
Organism: Saccostrea cuccullata (small rock oyster)
Lineage: Eukaryota; Metazoa; Mollusca; Bivalvia; Ostreida; Ostreidae
Product: msx2-interacting protein-like
Exons: 21
Coding region: 128-14788 (4886 amino acids)
Biological process (GO): regulation of transcription by RNA polymerase II
Cellular component (GO): nucleus
Molecular function (GO): mRNA binding
Source: RefSeq, a predicted model, not a curated record